CACUUGUAGGGUCCAUCUUGAAUCUGUUCUUAACAUGGAGUCCUCUUUGUUAAAGUGUGUAGUAUCUUGAGUUAGAUGGCUUUGGUUACUCAAAAGUAUUCGUUCUGAACGCAUAUAGGUUAAUGUGUUUUAACUCUUUAUCUAGUCCAGUGGAACAGAUGCAACUUCAAAGUUUAGAAGACAAAAAGUUAAGGGUCAGUUUUCGAUUCAGGUUUAAAUCUGGAGCAUUUAGUGUUUGUAAAUGAUUUUUUUUUUUUCAAAAUGGGGAGGGGCGUCAGUUUUUAAGGAAUUCAUGAGAAUGUUGAGUUCAACAUUCUCUGUGAUUAUCUCAGGGAUGUAAUGUAAAAACAACUCACAUCGUGGUAGGAGCGUCAUUGAUUUGAAAGUCUGUUUCUUAAUGCAAAUUUUACUAACAAUAAUUAAAUUGCUUUCCCCCUAGCAAAACAGGUCUGAUUUGAGUGUGCUCUAAAGUUAUAUGGUCAGAAUGAAUAGAGAGCAUUUAAGGUGGCUUGCUGAAAUCCCCUAGCAUUUUUAAAGUUCAGAUCUGUUAAUUAUCCUUCAACAAAACAGUAUUUUUCUUUAGAAAUUCAUGAGGGACAGUUCAUAUUAACACUUUGGGGGUAUUGGCAUUCUAUGGGGUAGGUAAGCACAGUAGACCUUUGCUGGAUUUUUCUUCCAAAUUGUUAACAAUUCAAACAUUAUGUGUCUGAUGUUUGAAAGGAUAAAAGGGUAGCAACUACAGUGACUGGCUGUGUGAACUCAUAGGGAGUAAAGUACUGGGGGGUUUAUCACAACACUUCACAUCUCACCAUACCUUUUCUGGAAGUAGUAUACUGUGGUUCCAAAAGCUGCUGUAAUAUUCUGAAAUAUUCUGAAUGAGAAAGUUUCUAUCUAAAUAUAAUUUGAUUGAGGAAAAAAAAAUCAAAACCUUACAAUGCCUUAUUGCUACUUUUUGUAAUUUUUUUGGGCUCUCACUGAAGCACUGCCCUGUGGAGAGCACUUAAUUUGACCUGUCUUCCUACUUCUCUGGGGUUUUGUAAGUGCAGGAUUUUAAUCUUGCAUUUCUUCAGGUACUCUACUAAGGUUUUUGUCAAUAGGACAGAGAAAAGGGAUCUUAGAAAAUUUGAAAUGUUUAUUAUCUGUUGUCUGCUCUCAUGUAUCGUCUAUUAAUUCCCACAGGCUUCACAUCAUAGGCAGUUCUUGUGGGACCUUGAUACCAGCAUUGAGCAUUGUUGUUGUUGGUAUGCUUUUGUAGUGGGCGCAUAAGUGGGUCAGAAUCAGAUGCAGUACUAAUUCUGCUUUUGCAAAUUUGGGUAGGGCAAGACUAGUUUCCUUUUAUUGUAUUAAAUGUUGCUGUUGUAUUAGACAGAUUCUUUGAGUUGUGACUAUUGUAUUUUACAAGUUAUCACUGGGUAUCAAUGGUAUCCUUAUGCCCAAGUACAGAGGAGCUUAAAAACAAAUUAACAUGCCUAACUUAAAUAUGAAGUGUAAAUGACAAUGAUAAAAGCAUUUUGCGUUAGCAGUCAAAAUUUUAAAAUCUUCGUUUUCAUUUCUAGGUAUCAUCUCUUGAUCACUGUACCUGAUUGUGGCAUUGUCCACACAUUAAGUUGUGUGCCUUUGUUCCGGGGAAAAAAGGGAUUGAACUCUAGGUUUGUGCAGCAGUGGCCUUUACCUGCUAAUGAAACUCAGUUGAUACUAAGCAAUUCCUCGUUCUUCCUGGCUUCUGGACUCAGCUGAGAAUUCUGGAUUCCUUCUUUGUCAUAUAUCAGCCUGAGCCUUCUGUCAUCUAAAGAGCUCCAAUCUGAUCUUUCGCUCAGGCUUCCAUCUCUACCAAGGGAAGCAUCCAGUAGUGACUAAUGUCAGUUCAUGCUUGAUGGUGUUUAUGUUUCUGGCUCCCAUGAGUGACCUGUAAUCAAUCAGGUGAAUUGGAUUUGAGGAAAAUCCUGGUUAUUUUGAAGAUGUUGCAGCUCAGUAUUCCUUUGUGUUUAAAUCACAAAUAACUUCAGAAAGUUUUCAGAACAAAAGAAACUGAAUUUUUUUAAUUAAAUCAUGCCAUUUGAACAGACACAGCUAUUUUGUGAUGAAAAACAAACUAUUUUGAAAAAAUUUGAUACAAGAAAUGAGAUAGCAGAUACUAUUGGAUCAAUACCUCUACCAAAAAUUUCAGAAACUAGUUUUCAUUAUGAACUAAAAAACGUGAAUAUCUGUUUACCCAAGAUAAAUAUUCCAAAUGAAAUCUUAAUGAAACAUGAAGUUGAAAAGUACAGACUGUUAUUUCAGAGUAAAGCACAGACUGCAAGGAAAUCUAUCAGUGUAAAAACUGUAAGCUGUGCUGAAGAGUGCGUGCUGCUUUGUAAGUCUGAGCGAGCUGAAGAUGAGAGUGUAAAUAUGGCUGCAAAAAUACUCAACUUUAGUUGUUCAAAAUGCCAAGACAGUACUCAGUAUAGUCCAAAUGAUUUGCAGAAACACUUUGAAAUGUGGCAUCAUGGUGAGUUACCUUCGUUUCCUUGUGAAAUGUGUAGUUUUUCAGCAAGUGACUUCCAGAUAUUUAAACAACACCGAAAAACCCAUAGGAACACUUUUGUAAAAUGUGAUAUUUGUAACAGUGAACGUUCAUAUACUUUAUUGGACUUGACAAAACACUUCACAUCUAAACAUUGUGUUAAUGGUAAUUUUCAGUGUGAAGAGUGUAGAUUUUUUACCCAGGAUGUUGGCACAUUUGUUCAGCACAUUCAUAGACAUAAAGAAGUGCAUUAUAAAUGUGGAAAAUGCCAUCACCUGUGUUUUACCAAGGGAGAGCUUCAGAAGCACCUUCGUGUCCACUCUGGCACUCUUCCCUUCACUUGUCACUACUGUAGCUAUGGUGCCAUUCAUAAAGACCAGCUUAUCAGACAUGUUAUAACCUUGCAUAAAGAACACUUAUAUGCGAAAGAAAAACUGGAAAGAGACCAAUAUGAUAAAAGAGUGGCAAAGACUACAACAGGACUUAAACUAAUACUUAAAAGAUACAAAAUAGGUCCAACAAAGACGUUUUGGAAACGUAAGCCAAUUACCAAUGGGAAUGAUGAAAGUAUCGGAAAAAAUGCUCAAACGUGUAAUAUAGUGAGCAAGACACAGACUAAACCUGAAGACCAGAGUCAAGAGCAAGUAAAUGAAGAAAAGAGUGAAAGACAGCACUCUGAGAAUGGUGAUAAGCCCAUAGAAUCAGAGUCAGGAAAGGCAACUGUGCUACCCCCCAGGCAGUAUAAUAAGGCCGACGAGGGAGCGAGUGCUCCUUCAAGUGUCUUGAGUGCUGUACAAGGACCUACGGUGUUACUGGUGAGAAAUAAUAAGAUAACAAUCCCUGCUAACUACAGUGCUAAGUUUAUGGGCUUCAAGAUGGUAGAUGGGAGACAACAUAUCGUAAUAAAAUUGUUGCCUGCCAGUAAACAGAUUUUACCUUCACCAGCCUUACAGCCGAACACUGAGAAGGAUAGUACAGCUAAUUUGUCACCCCAGGCUGCGGACAACACUGGAUUUGCAACUGGAUUAACAACCAAAGUGAAUGACACAGAUUUUGUGAAAGCAGCUCCACCUUCAUGUUCAUCCCUUGUGCUUUCCAGGAAAGUAAUUUCUGAAAAGGAAGCGGCUUUCAUAUCUGAAAAGAAUAAUAUGCUUCAGAUGGUAGAUGACAGUAAAAGUUUAUCUUCAUUGCCAACAGCAUCAGAAUCAGUUACUACAUCAGUGCGUGUGACUACAAAAGUUGAAGCAAGAGAUAACGUGGACUUGUGGGAAAAUCAUAACACUCAGAGUCAUCCAGACGAAUUAGAUACCUCCAUCAACAGUCCAGAUAAAGUCAACCUUACUACUAAGCCAAAUGCAUACAGUUCUGGAGAUAUGCAUAACUAUUGCAUUAAUUAUAUUAACUCUGAGUUACCUGCUGAAUCCUCCAACUGUUUUGAGUUCUCUAACCAAGGAUCAUUACCUUUUCAUAACUACUCAAAGGUAAAUAAUAAACGCCGUAGGUUUUCAAGAGCAACACUGUGUGAAAACCUUCAGAGGGAAUCUUUGAAUAAAACAGUUACUCAACAGUCAACUAGUGAUAGCGAUACAGCUUCACCACUAAUGAGAAAGGAGAGGUCCAACUCAGAUAGCCUGUUAGCGUCCGUCAGCCCUUUAAAUGGAACUUUAAAAAUAAAAACUGAAACUGAAGAACCAUGCAAUUUAGAAGAAACACAAAACUUUAAUGAACAGAGCCUCUUCACUAAUGAAAACCAAAAUGUAUUGAAUGUGACUGAAGAACCUAAAUGGGAUGACAUUCCCAGUGCCUGCUCCCCUUUGAUGCCUCGAAUCACAUCUGUUUUCUCUCUCCAGAGUGAGCAGGCUUCAGAAUUUUUGCCACCUGAAAUAAAUCAGUUACUUCAAGAUACAUUAAGACCAAAAUCUGAUAUAAAGGAAGAUUCUCAUAACAUUCCAAGUAAAAACCUUCCACUUGAUUGUGACCAAACACCUAAAAAGUCCAAGGAGGAAGUGAUAAAGUCUUCAAAAGACUUCCGGAUGGAAGACAUAUUCCCAGGUCCUUCUGCCAGUGUAGGUGUUGAUGUGCUUACAAAUGAUCUGAAUUCAAAAUGUAAUGGACAAGAAAAACAAAUGCUGUCAGUAUUACAAGAUAUGAGAGAUUCAGAGGUGACCGCUAAAAUUCCAAAUAUCAUCACAUUACUUAAGACUCAAUCAGAUGCAAUAAUAACACAACAGCUUGUUAAAGACAAACUCCGAACCACAACACAGCAUUCAGGUUCUGUAUAUGUUCAGAAUCCAUUUCUAACCUCAGAACAGAAGAACCCUGUAUUUGUUCAAACUCCAAAAGGUUUUAUUAUACCACUCCAUGUUGCUAACAAGCCUGGAUUGCAUGUUUUCUCCGGAAGACCAGUUCCUUUGGUUAAUGCACAGAGUGUGCCUGCUACUCUCCUUGUAAACAAGAAACCUGGAAUGGUUUUGACAGUUAGUAAUGGGAAACCUGACGGUGUUCCCACCGUGAAGACUGAGAAUGUUCAUAGUUAUGGAACUGUAACUAAGGAGCCUUGCAAAACACCUUUUCUGAAGGCAGAACACCGCAAUAACUGUCUUACACCUGGACUUUGUUCCAGUCUUGGCAGUUGUAUGAACAUGAAAACUUGCUCAGAGAAUACAUUGCCGUUGAAAGGUUCUUACAUUAUUAAAACAUCAGUAAGUUCUUCAGUGAAAGCUGUUCCUUUUGCUAACGUACCUGAGCAGCAGGGCCCUAAGGUGAAUAUCUUGGAUACGGUGAAGCAACAGAAUGAAAAUUUACCAAAAGCAUCUCUCUAUACCCUCAUGCCUGAUGGUAAACAAGCUGUAUUUUUUAAGUGUAUGAUGCCAAAUAACACUAAACUGCUUAAGCCUAAGUUAGUCCAAAAUAGUACCUACCAACGUAUUCAGCCAAAGAGACCUGCAGGAGCACCACAGAAAAUACUCGUAAAGAUUUUUAAUCCUGUUUUAAGUAUGAAUGCUGUCAAUAAUCUUUCAGUUAGCAACUCUGCAUCCUCAUUCCAGAAAGAGAUUGUACCAUCUAAACCAACUGUACAUGGAGAGCAGAAAGAGCCAGAAUCUUCUAGAGAUGCCUUACCAGUCUUAGUGCAUGAUUUGAUGCCAGCAAAUGAAACUGUUCUUUCUUCUACUGCAGCAUGCCCAGGAUCUUCUGAGGAACCAGUAUAUAUCAGUGAGUGUUCAGAAACAAGAGUGUUAAGAGGUAAAGCAAAUUGUACAAUUGAGAGACUAACACUCAAAAAGACAAGCAAAAAUAAUUACCAGAUUGUAAAAACUACCUCCGAAGAUGUCUUGAAAUCUAAGUUUAACUGUUGGUUCUGUGGUAGAGUUUUUGACAAUCAGGAUGUGUGGGCUGGCCAUGGACAGAGACAUUUAGUGGAAGCUACUCGGGAUUGGAAUAUGUUAGAAUAACUUACUUUGAUUACCAAGGAAAAGAUAGCUUAGAAGGAAAAAGUGGGUUGGUAUAAUUCAGGCAUUUUCUACAUUGGUAUAGUUUUGAACAUAUCUAAGAGUUGGUUAUAUUUCUGUGGGAGAACAAAAGCUUUAUAUGUGGUACUUGGAAAUACCACAGUUACCAUAUGUGUUGAAAGAAAGUAAUUAGCACAGACCUUGAUUUAGUUGUAUAAAGAUGCAUCUGUUGGGCAGUAGGGGUAAGGAAAUUUUGACAAAAAGUUUUCCCAAUUGAAUUUAAAGGCUGAGUAGAAGAUAAUGGUGGACAACCCCCAUUCCCUUUCUUCGCCCACCAGCCUUACAGAGCUGACAAGAAUUUCUCUAGAGGUGGAGAACCUUCUCACAAAUGUAAAGAUGGACUGAGUUUAGAUAAAGUUACUUACUAUCAUAGUUCAUUUGGAAGGUAUUAAAUUUCUUUGAAGCUACAUCUUGCGGGACUGUAGUUAAACUUGAAAUAAUGCUUGAAAAGUUUGGAGCAAGUAAAUCCUGUUGCUGUUUGUUGCUCUGCCCUGUAUCAGAUUGGAAUGCCCUCUCAAGAGGAUUCUCUUUUCCUGUGGCCGUCUCGAUCACUGCAGUAAAUGGGGCAAUCUCCAGAGGAGAAACAAACUUUCUAAAAUCCACUUGAACUUCAUCAUUUUCCUGAGUUUGGUCUUAUUUUCCGGUGAUCCCCUUGCACAAAAUUAUGCUUAUCUGAUUGGAAGUGUCCAUAACCAAAUGACUUUUUUACCUCCCUUGGUUGGCAUCCCCUCAAAAUGAACAGAAAGAAGUACUUCAACGGGAAUGGCUUUUCUUGAAAAUUAAAACUAUUUUUGCAAAGAUACUAUUUUGAAGCAAAGUUAACAAAGCAGAUUAUAUUUUUGCUUGUGUUUAAUUACGUGUUCUUACCUCCUAAUAAACAUGUCCACAUUAGGGUAGACCAUUUUCAGGAUGACCAACAACCCACAGUAGUGUUAAUAGUUGGUGUUUGAAAAUAGAGAAGCAAGCAUUAACGAUGGACUCAGUAGUAGUUCAUACAACUUGAAAAAUUCGUAAGAGACAUGCCCAACAAUUUCAAAAUGGAUAUUUUCAUAACAAUCCAUUUACCAUAUACAUUUGCAUCAACUUUUUGUCUUAUUGGAUAAUGAAGUUAUAUUAGAAGAUGAUGAUCUAUGUAAUUUUUUUGUUUUGUUGUUACUAUACAUGUUAAUGAUAUUUUCAUUGAUUGGAUCAAAAUUUCAGGGCUUUUUUGUAUAUAACAAAAAUGUGUACAUAUUUUUGUAUUUGAUUAUGUAAAUUUGCACAAGAAGUUUAUGACACAAAAAGUAUUUUCUUUUUAGUUUUCUGCAUGCAUUAAUAAAAGUGGGUGAUUUAAAAAAAA
Messenger RNA from Mastomys coucha (southern multimammate mouse), 7351 nucleotides. RefSeq names its product zinc finger protein 518A (gene Znf518a). Lineage: Eukaryota; Metazoa; Chordata; Mammalia; Rodentia; Muridae. Gene Ontology annotation, molecular function: RNA polymerase II transcription regulatory region sequence-specific DNA binding; DNA-binding transcription factor activity, RNA polymerase II-specific. Gene Ontology annotation, biological process: regulation of transcription by RNA polymerase II. The record is from RefSeq and is a predicted model, not a curated record. The transcript is spliced from 6 exons. Gene Ontology annotation, cellular component: nucleus. Bases 2050 to 5955 code for a protein of 1301 amino acids.